Patiria miniata (bat star) is the source of this 5467-nucleotide messenger RNA. RefSeq lists its product as uncharacterized. NCBI's taxonomy places the organism in Eukaryota, Metazoa, Echinodermata, Asteroidea, Valvatida, Asterinidae. The transcript has 28 exons. Gene Ontology annotation, biological process: cell communication. Gene Ontology annotation, molecular function: calcium ion binding. Bases 1 to 4656 code for a protein of 1551 amino acids. The record is from RefSeq and is a predicted model, not a curated record. Gene Ontology annotation, cellular component: membrane.
AUGGACCGAUUAUUCACUACGAGGUGUCCCGCAACUUACAAUUUUGAGCAGGCAUCCUACUCUACAAAUGAAGGAGAUGGCCCUAUUGAUAUCACCAUUAUACGCACUGGAGCUUCGGCUUUGGAAAGUACUCUUGUUGACGUUGUUACCUCCGAUGGGACUGCUGUUGCAGGAAUGGAUUAUUCAUCUCAGACUGCCACUCUAAACUUCACAGAUACAAAUAUCACAGUAUUCACGGUCACAAUAAUUGAUGAUGACAGCGCGCAGGACACGCAUUGUUUCACCUUGUCUUUGAUGAAUCCAGAUCCAAGCGAUGGACAAGUUGGUGCUGAUACAGAAAUCUGCAUCAUUGAUGAUGAAGAUCCAUGUGCUUGCGCUGGUAAUUGUCCACUCGUACCAUGUUCAAAUGGAGGUAUGUGUAUGGAUGCUGGUCGUGGAAUGUACAACUGUACUUGUGCGUUUGGAUGGAAAGGAUCUACCUGUGCCGAUGAAGCCACGGUAUACAAUUUUGAGCAGGCAUCCUACUCUACAAAUGAAGGAGAUGGCCCUAUUGGUAUCACCAUUAUACGUACUGGAGGUUCGGCUUUGGAAAGUACUCUUGUUGACGUUGUUACCUCCGAUGGGACUGCUGUUGCAGGAACGGAUUAUUUAUCGCAGACUGCCACUCUAAACUUCACAGAUACAAAUAUCACGGUAAUCACGGUCACAAUAAUUGAUGAUGGCAACGCGCAGGACACGCAUUGUUUCACCUUGUCUUUGAUGAAUCCAGAUCCAAGCGAUGGACAAGUUGGUGCUGAUACAGAAAUCUGCAUCAUUGACAAUGAAGAUCCAUGUGCUUGCUCUGGUAAUUGUCCAAUCGUACCAUGUUCAAAUGGAGGUAUGUGUAUGGAUGCUGGUCAUGGAAUGUACAACUGUACUUGUGCGUUUGGAUGGAAAGGAUCUUCCUGUGCCGAUGAAGCCACGGUAUACAAUUUUGAGCAGGCAUCCUACUCUACAAAUGAAGGAGAUGGCCCUAUUGGUAUCACCAUUAUACGUACUGGAGGUUCGGCUUUGGAAAGUACUCUUGUUGACGUUGUUACCUCUGAUGGGACUGCUGUUGCAGGAACGGAUUAUCUAUCGCAGACUGCCAAUCUAAACUUCACAGAUACAAAUAUCACAGUAAUCACGGUCACAAUAAUUGAUGAUGGCAACGCGCAGGACACGCAUUGUUUCACCUUGUCUUUGAUGAAUCCAGAUCCAAGCGAUGGACAAGUUGGUGCUGAUACAGAAAUCUGCAUCAUUGAUGAUGAAGAUCCAUGUGCUUGCUCUGGUAAUUGUCCACUCGUACCAUGUUCAAAUGGAGGUAUGUGUAUGGAUGCUGGUCGUGGAAUGUACAACUGUACUUGUGCGUUUGGAUGGAAAGGAUCUACCUGUGCCGAUGAAGCCACGGUAUACAAUUUUGAGCAGGCAUCCUACUCUACAAAUGAAGGAGAUGGCCCUAUUGAUAUCACCAUUAUACGCACUGGAGCUUCGGCUUUGGAAAGUACUCUUGUUGACGUUGUUACCUCCGAUGGGACUGCUGUUGCAGGAAUGGAUUAUUCAUCUCAGACUGCCACUCUAAACUUCACAGAUACAAAUAUCACAGUAUUCACGGUCACAAUAAUUGAUGAUGACAGCGCGCAGGACACGCAUUGUUUCACCUUGUCUUUGAUGAAUCCAGAUCCAAGCGAUGGACAAGUUGGUGCUGAUACAGAAAUCUGCAUCAUUGAUGAUGAAGAUGUAGUCAAGCCUGUCUUUGACCCAUGCCCUCCUGUACUCCAAGCAAGCUACCCAACUGACUUGAACCUCCCAACAGCCGUCGUCAGUUGGACUCCACCAAAUGUAACCGAUAACAGUGGGGGAACUGUCACGGUCGAUGCCAGUCAUAUGCCAGGGGAGGCAUUCGACAUUGGAGUAACAAGAAUCAUGAUGAAUGCAACUGAUGAAAGUGGCAACAUGGAAUCAUGCGUGUUCAAUGUCACUGUUGUUGACGACCAGCAACCCAAUGUGACCUGCCCUACUAGCCUCACACUCUACACUAAUCCACAAUCCAACGUUAGCACUGGUGGCUGGUCUCUGCCUGAUGAUGCAUUUGAUAAUUCUGGUGUCUUCACUGCGACAUCUUCACUGGAUCCUACAGAGCCACUGGGUGUUUCUAAUCACCACGUCUCCUACACUGUUGUGGAUGCAGCCGGCAAUGACAUUAAUUGUGGUUUCUACAUUACUGUGCUUGACAACCAGGAUCCCUACUUUGAGCCAUGCCCAGCUUCGUUCACAGUUCAAACUGACCCACAGCAGAACACCGCUAAUGUGUCAUGGCCGCCUGUCAUUCCGAUGGACUUCGUUGCAGUUCAGGAGUAUAACUCCAACUACCAGCCUGGGCACUUAUUUCCAAUUGGUGACACAGACGUUGAGUACAACGUGACCGACACGUCAGGGAAUAAAGGUUCCUGCUUUUUUGUGGUGACAGUUGAAGACAUGGAGCCUCCUGCUAUUACUUGUCCCAGUGCAGCCAUUGUUACUGACACAGACCCUCAACGGAGUGUCGCUAAUGUGACAUUUGUCACGACUGCUGCUGACAAUAGUGGGGAGUGGACAGUGUCAUGCACCCCAGCCUCGGCAACCAACUUCCAAGUUGGAGUGCAGAAUGUCAUGUGUAUCGCCACUGAUCCCUCGGACAACACCGAAACCUGCUCAUUUGCAGUCUUGGUAUCAGACAAUGAAGAUCCGGUCUUCGAUACCUGUCCAUCUGAUAUCACACUCAAUGAACCACUGGAGAGUUUCGUAAACUUCACUAUCAUGGUCAACUGGACACGACCCGGGGUGACCGACAACGUUGGCGUGGUUCGAUUGGAUGUAACUCAUGAACCAGGCAGUGUCUUUGGCAUUGACAGUCACCUGGUUAUGUACACAGCCUACGAUGCUGCUGAUAAUAUGGCUACUUGUCAGUUCAACGUCAUUGUGAAUGACGUGCAGCCGCCAGUUAUUACCGGCUGUCCCGUGAACCUUCCUAGGUUCCCGACGGACCCCACUCGGGAUACAGCCAGAGCAUUCUGGGAUGAACCUCAAGCUUCAGACAACUCGGGCAGCGUAACUCGGACCUCUAACUAUGAUGUUGGUGAUGCGUUCCCUGUCGGAGAUACCGUGGUGGUGUACACGGCAGAGGAUGGCAGUGGUAACGCCGUCAACUGCAGCUUUGUUGUCCAGGUCUAUGAUAAUGAGCCUCCUACAUUUACUGGCUGCCCCUUCCAAGGAGUCACCAGUGACACAGGUCUGCAGAGCGAUCGUGGAGUAGCUUCGUGGUCAGAACCACAAGGCACAGAUAACGUGGCGGUAGCCAGUGUACAGUCAGACUACCGGCCAGGAGAUAGCUUCCCAUUGGGUGCAACUGUCGUCACAUACAAUGUGACUGAUACCGCAGGAUUGGUCGCCGAAUGUGCAUUUACGAUUACCAUUUCGGAUGGUGAGAAUCCCAGCUUGACCAACUGCCCAGCGAGUUUCACUCUAACGGUGGAGUUAGCCACAGACACAGCCGUUGCAGAUUGGACCCCGCCGACUGCCUCGGACAACUCCGGCACAGUGACCCUGUCUACGACCUUUGAACCCGGCCAGUCACUUUUGCCUGGUGAAUACAGCGUGACGUACACCGCCACCGAUCCGGCAGGCCGGACAGCAACAUGUCCUGUCUUCACUAUCACUGUGGAACCAAAUCACAAUGAAUGUUCUCUGCCAGAAGUCAUGGGGGAAUGUUCAUCUCGAGGAUUGACUUGUGUCAAUCAGCUGGAAGGUUACACAUGCGACUGUCCCACCGGCUUUUUCAAGGCUGGAAACUCAGAUAACUGCCUGCAAGGAAGAAUGUUUCGUUUUACUUUCGUCAUUGUGGAGAUCAGCAACAGCCCAGCUGUAUUCACAAACGAGCUCACUAAUCCCACCUCAGUUGCGUUUCUUUCACAUCAGAGACGCCUUGAGAACUUGUUCAGUAUUGCCUUCGGCAAUCUAUCCGAGUUCGGCCGCAUCAUUGUCUUGUACUUCUUCAGUGGUAGCAUAGGUGUGGAAGCAUUGAUUUCAGUCAACGGGAACUCCACGGCCAACCAAACGGAGGUGGAAAAUUCCAUUGAUGCCGCAAUCUCAGCAGAUAAUUUAUUCUUAAAUUCAGAAUAUAAGCUGAACCCCAGCGCCACUACCUUUUUGGAAGAAGUUUGCCCGGACGGGUUCUGUGACAAUGGAGGAACAUGCCAACCCAAUGCUUCCAGCUACCUCAGCUCCUGCGUGUGUCCUGCAGGUUAUAGUGGGAACAGAUGUGAGACAGUGAACGAUGCCAGCCUCUCCACUGCAGUCAUUGUGGCCAUGAUUUUGGGCAUUACGGGUCUCGUUAUUAUUGUCCCUACCGCUAUGAUUGUGUGUCUGACGAUGAUGAAAAGAGCAAUGCUGGCCAGGGGGAAUAUGCAACAGAGCGCCACCAUGCGCCCAUCUGAGCGGCGCAUGGCAAUGUACGAUGCCCCACACCCUAGGAUUUACCUGAACAAAGGCUUCAGACCGUCUCAGUCGGAAUUCAUCAUCCCUUACGUCGCCCGGUCGGAGGAGGCGGACAUUCCGCUUCGCGAGAUGAUGUCGAGAGACGAAAGCUUUUACUACUAAGCUGAGUUGUAAUGAUUAUCAUUGGCCUGAACUGAGGAAAAAUCAUCGUAACUUUCUUAAAUAUAGAUACAGUUGACUAGUUGUAGGUGCCGUUAGCGACAGUGUGUGGGAUUUUUUCGCUCGUUUUUUUUCCCCAAUGGCAGUGUGACAUCAUUUCUGCCCUCAACUCUUAUUUGAUAGAUGUAGUUUAACAUUUGACCAAGCUGCAACGGCAAGUGCAAACUAAAUAUUCCUUCUUUGCUCUGGACAGUACUGUAUCAACAUGCUUUGCCGCUUCGUGAACCCCAAAUGUUUUGGAAGAGAAUAAGGUCGGAUCGGAAACACUUGGCCUACGGUCGGAUAUAACACACGAGUCCACGGGAAGUGGUUGCAGCCGCUAGCAAGUGGCUGCCAUGGGUGCGCGUUAUUCCCGGCCGUAGCCAAGUGAUUCGAUACGGCCUAAGCAAGCACCAGCGCCCUUACAAGCGAUCAAUGUUUUGUUUUGUUUUUGACAUGUAUGGUUUUUUUGCUUUUUAAAUUCUAAUAGAACUACGUACCAAGUCAUAUUUAAAUACAUUAAUUUUAUGUAGUGGUAUUGCCAUCAACUGUUAUAUUAAUGAAUACUGCCUACUUGUAUUGAAGGGACCAUGAAAUUUUGGACACCCUCUAAACAUGUAAUAAUGCGGUCUCAUAGUCCAUGUAUAGUGUUUAAUACCUGCAGAAACAUCCCUGGUACAGUCAAAAUGGACAGAGGGCUAGCUGUGGUGGCUAUAUGGUUGCAGGCCAGUAAAUAGGUCCAAAAUUGCCUACGUCGGCCAAAUCACGAUGUACA